GCCUUUUAAACUCCUUUUUUUUUAAAAGCUGGAAACGAGCUGAGCCAACUUUCGCUUUUUCUGCUUUCCACCUGCAAAGGGUGAAAAAACAAAACACGGAAGUCAAUAACAUCAGCAGAAACACCAGCAAAAAAGAAUGCGUGUAGACCGCGACGACGCAGAGGACAUGCGUCGCUGCAAGGCGAAGGCGAAGCAGCGGCACUGGCAGGAGCGCCAAGACCGCUCCAAGGAAAACCGCGACGAAAUUGAGCAAUUGCAGGUGCGAUGCGCUGACAUGCGGCGGGAGCUGGAGAGCAUCGCCGACUCCACCGAGGCAAACACCUCGACAGCACACGUGUACACCAAAUUUGAGGAACUGCCCCUCUCACAGCGCACCAUGAUGGGUCUGGAGCGCGGUAAGUACACCACGCUCACCCCUAUUCAGCGAGAGAGUCUACACCUAGCGCUAGCUGGCUUUGAUGUUCUCGGGGCGGCAAAGACGGGCUCUGGCAAGACCCUCUGUUUUGUGAUUCCAGUCCUGGAGAGUCUCUACCGCGAGCACUGGUCUGCGGACAUGGGUGUUGGCGCGCUGCUGCUCAGCCCGACUCGCGAGCUGGCGCUGCAGAUCUUCAAGGUGAUGCAGCUCGUUGGACACAAACACGUCCACUCCGCUGCUCUCCUAACCGGCGGUCGCGACGUGCAGGAGGAGCGCAAGCGCCUCCACGCGAUUAGCAUCAUCGUCGGCACCCCUGGCCGCGUGCUGCACCAUCUGCAGGACGACGCCGAGCUGGUCUUGGACAACAUGCAGCUUUUCUGCAUGGAUGAGGCCGAUCGACUGCUUGAUAUGGGCUUCCGCGAGGCCAUCACGAACAUCGUGAAGUACCUGCCCCCGCAGCGGCAGACGCUGCUCUUCUCUGCGACGCAGACGACGGAUGUGCAGAUGCUUGCGCAGAUGUCGCUCAAGAACCCGCGCUACGUCUCCACGCAGGCGAUUACGGCGGCGCCGACGCCGACCACGCUGUGCCAGAACUUCCUGGUGGUCGAGCUCCACCGCAAGUUGGACGCGCUGCUGAUGUUUUUGAAGCGCCACCCGCACGACAAGAUUGUCGUCUUUGUGAGCACGUGCAAUCAGGUGAAGUUUAUGUACCUCGCCUUCUCGAAGAUUCUGAAAAAGAUGCGCAUUCCCUCCAUGUGCCUCACGAGUAAAAUGAAGCAGUUUCGCCGCGAGGAGGUCUUUCUCACCUUCUGCCGGUGUAAGGCGGCGGUGCUCUUCUGCACCGAUGUCGCCUCGCGUGGGCUGGACUUUCCGCUCGUGCACUGGGUCGUGCAGUACGACUGCCCGGAGAGCGCGCAGACGUACAUCCACCGUGCCGGCCGCACGGCGCGUGCCGGGGCUCGCGGUGUCAGCCUGUUGUUUCUCACGCCGCGCGAGACGCCGAUGCUCAGCUACCUGCACCACAAAAAUGUCCCUCUGCGGGAGAUCUCCAUCAAGGCCGACUUCAUGACGUCCAGCCAGGAAAUCUUUGUCGCGUUGGUCGUGCAGGGCCUCAAGUACGAGGCGCAAAAGGCGUUUAUUGCCUACCUGCGCUCCGUGUACUUUGCCUCCAAUAAGAACGUGUUUGAGGUCGCCGCUAUCGAUGUUGAGGCGUUUGCGAAGUCGCUCGGUCUGCUGGUCGUACCGGACAUGUCGGAGCUGACGAACCUGCAGCGCAGCGCGAAGAAUUUGCCGUGGGAUGUCGUGAACUUCAUCGCAACGCGGUCGAAUGACAAAGGUCACCUCACUCGCAAAGAGAAGCACCUGCAGGCCAGCGACAUGUUCCGCGUGAUGGAGCAGAAGCAGCGUUUUGCCAACAAGCAGGGCGCACUGAAGGGCGGUGAACCCAGUGGCGAUUUCGACGGCACUGCGGCAGAGCACGAUGACGACGACAACGAUGGAUUUCUAGUGAAGAAGGCUCCCACGACGCUCUCGUCGAGCUCCGCGGCGGGCAAAGCCAGCACCAGUGGUGCAGCCGACCAUUGGAGCAGCAGCGGAACUACCAAGGACUCGAUGCACCUUACUGUGGACGAGCGUCUUGCUGGGUUGUCGAAGAACAAGCGGCGAAAGCUGAUUGAGAAUCCUGACCUGCGGGUCCGCGACCUUGGCCUGAAUGAGCACAUCUUCUUCAAGGAUGAGGAUGAGGAUGAUGGGGAUGGAGAGACGGCGGCCCGCGCAUCCACGAGGGCGGGCAGGGAAACUGCCAAGUCCGACAGUGACGCAGAGGACGAGGACAUGACCCGAGUGACAAAUCUCAUGCGGGGUGCCGUUGUGCACCGCGAAGACGAAACCGAUGAAGAGGACGGGGCGGACUUCACCAGCAAGCUGCAGCACCGCAUGCAGGCCAUCAAGCCGGACGACUUGGAGCGGGCGAAGAAGAUGCGCCGCCUGCGUCGCCUGCAACGGCAGGGCCGCGUCUCGCGCAAGUCGACGAUCGAUGAAAGCGGUGUGACGACCGAAAGCGGUGGACCACGACCGGCGAGGUUGGACGACGACUACAACGUUGAGGACAGCGACGAUGACGCCUCGAGUACUGGCUCCCUUAGUCGUCUGCUGAAAGAUUCCCGUGCCGGCGCGGACGAUGACAGCGAUGCUCUGAAUGCCUUUGCUGCGGCGGAGGACGAGGAAGACGAGGCGGAGUUUGACUCGUCGAACGCGACGCGCAAGCGUAACAGCGGCAAGCGCACCUACCACGGCAUUGACAGUAGCGACGAUAACAACAGCGAUGUGGAUGACGAGGCGACAGGGGUCGAGGUAGAAACGGUUGUGCGGCCUCCACAAAAGAAGCAGAAGCGCACCCGUUGA
Molecule: messenger RNA, 2818 nt
Organism: Leptomonas pyrrhocoris
Lineage: Eukaryota; Euglenozoa; Kinetoplastea; Trypanosomatida; Trypanosomatidae
Product: putative Atp-dependent RNA helicase
Exons: 1
Coding region: 137-2818 (893 amino acids)
Biological process (GO): rRNA processing
Cellular component (GO): nucleus
Molecular function (GO): RNA helicase activity; ATP binding; nucleic acid binding
Source: RefSeq, a predicted model, not a curated record